Symbiodinium pilosum is the source of this 1569-nucleotide messenger RNA. The record is from the annotation of a GenBank genome assembly. Lineage: Eukaryota; Dinophyceae; Suessiales; Symbiodiniaceae.
GCCAACGCGGGCAUGAAGCGAAUGACCAAAGCAGCCGAGGAGGCUGUGCAAACUGUCAACCAAGGGGGGUCCUCCCAAUCCGUAUUGCUCAUCAACACAAGGAAGAGCGGAGAGUUGUUCGUUUGCGAAAUGUCCCUCUGCAAGAAUCAGCAUCCCACCACUGGCUGGUACUACCAUGCGGGCAUUCAGCGGGAUGUCUCUGACCGCAUUUCGGUCGAGACGCUCCUUAAGGCAGCUUCAGAAGGCAUCUCCUAUGAUGAGAUUUGUCGAAAGUGGAGGACCAGCACAGUGCUUGCAGAGAAGCUUGGUUCUUCUCAGCAGGACCUUCACUCCAUUGCAGAGCAAAUGUGGAAAGAUGAGCUCUCAAAGGUCUUCAAAAAGAAGGAUAGCGCAAAGACAACCGCGCCUGACACAGACAUGAGAUCUGUGUGGAGUCGGAGCACUGCGUCUACCAUGCACAGCCACCGAUCGAGGAGCUCGCGAAAUGACAGCACCAAGGGCGAUUCAGAGCAGAAGAUUCACCACCUUGGUGCCCUCUUCGGAACUGUCAUUUCGUCUGACUCCAGCGCAGAAGAGAAAGAGAAAGCCGAGAAGUCAGAGAAGUCGGAGAAGUCGGAGGAAAGCGGACGCUUUCUGGACCUCCUGGAGGGAGAAUUCUCGGAUGAUGAGGGUGACUGCGAUGGCAAGGCCGUGAGUCCAGUGCACGCGCCUCCAGUUACCAUGGACUUGGCACCCCCGCCUUUAUCAAUCGAGGGCCUACGCCAGCGUGAUAUGGAAGAGCACGUGUCGUUGAAAAGUUGGCAGUCGGAGGAGUUCAAGUCCGUGUCCGACCAGUCCGAACAUGACGAGGAAUGCGGAACGCUAUCAACAGAAGACAAUUCUCCGGUGAGCGAUACUUCACUGAUUUGUGACGAGGUGCAGGACCCGGCGAAGCAUGUGUCAGGCAGAAUUGUCCUGCGCAAUCUAGACAUCCCCUUGGUGAUUGCAGCACCGACUAUGACAGGCUUCCCCGUGGUUUUGCGCAGUCAAGGUUUUGAGGACCUAGCAGGGCCAUCGCUUCAAGUCAAGAUGGGGACCCAAGCGAAGCAUUCGCUUCAACCGUCCAACGCUCGUGCGCAGUCGAUCUGGGCGGACUUUUGUGAAUCCGCUGUGCGCGGGCACUUCUUCGUACAUCCAGGGACAGGUGGAGGCAUUGCCAUCCUUGAGGGCAUGGGUGACAUCACGCUUCCUUCUGGAGAGCUGGCCUUUGUGCAGCCCUUCCACGGUAGGUUUGGGAAUGUGAUCGAUUGUGAGCGGCCAAGCCUAUGGGUGGAGUUGGACGAUUGCCCCUACCUCUUAGCCCUGCACUCCUACUUACCGCAACUGGACACGGACAUGGAGAAGGAUCGUCUACGUCUGUUGGAUUCUGAGUUCUACAAGGUUGGGAUGAGGCUGGACGAGGUCAUUUCUGAGUUGGCCUCCGAGUUUUUCUACUAUGCGCCGAUGCGUCGACAGAAUACGCUGUAUCCGCGGCGCGAGCAGACUUGCCAAGAUCAUGCAUUGCUUGACCUUCUCGUGCAUGAGCUCUGA